AUGACAACAUCAUGCGGACAUGCAUUACAUCAAGAAUGUUUCGAUGAUGCAAUAUCGAAAGGAUGUUCGAACUGUCCUGUGUGCAAAAAAAGUUUUAAUGUUGCUCAGCGCGCACCAAACGUUGUUCCAGCCAAUUCUCCAGCUAUUAAUCAGCCGGUUGCGCCGAUUGCUCCCAAGAUUGCUCCAGCUGUUGUCCAACCAGUUGCACCAAACGUUGUUCCAGCCAUUCCUCCAGCUGUUAAUCAGCCGAUUGCUCCAGCUAUUGUUGCGCCUAUUGCUCCAGCUGUUGUCCAACCAGUCGCAUUAAACGUUGUUCCAGCCAUUCCUCCAGCUGUUAAUCAACCGGUUGCUCCCACCAUUGCUCCAGCUGUUGUCCAACCAGUCGCACCAAACGUUGUUCCAGCCAUUCUUCCGGAAGUCCCAGUAACUCGGUCUGGAAAACGUGUAAGACGUGUCAAGUCAGUUGGUAUAACCAUUUCAAGAGACGUUCCAUCCGUUAGAUCUCAAAGACGCGCCAUAUCUGUUGGUGCAAUUAUGAAAUCAAUAGAAGGAAAGCCAAUUCGAGACGCUUCAUUGACAUACGUCGAAAUUGCCCGCUACAGCGGACUGAUAGCUGAAACAGACUUACCUAUGCGAUGUAAUAAUUUCUUACUAUAA
Molecule: messenger RNA, 657 nt
Organism: Sitodiplosis mosellana (orange wheat blossom midge)
Lineage: Eukaryota; Metazoa; Arthropoda; Insecta; Diptera; Cecidomyiidae
Exons: 3
Coding region: 1-657 (218 amino acids)
Source: RefSeq, a predicted model, not a curated record